Molecule: messenger RNA, 480 nt
Organism: Linum tenue
Lineage: Eukaryota; Viridiplantae; Streptophyta; Magnoliopsida; Malpighiales; Linaceae
Source: the annotation of a GenBank genome assembly
AUGCCUGUUAUAAGCAAACAAUGUCGCAUGGCAAAGUCCGCUAACGAUGUGUGGGGAGCGAUUUUUGCUGCCACAAAUAUUUACCCGGCCGCCAUGCCUCUCCUGAUUACAGGCAUCCGAGUGACCAGCCGAGACGGUGUUACCGCCGGUUCGAUCCGGGAGAUCACUUUCGGAAAUGCCGUAGGACCUACGGUCACCCAUGCAACCGAGCAGAUUACCAGGGUCGACCAUGGCACUCGAACCAUCGAAUCCACCUUUAACAAUGAUAGGAACUUCGUGGGCAAGCACUUUCGUUCUGCCUCCUUGGUCGUGAGGGUGGAUCCGAACAACGCCGACGAUGGCCCCAACUCUGCAGGUUCCACAAUCUACUGGACUUUGACCCACUCAUGGAUUUCAACUACUGCAUCAAACGGUUUCAAUUUGGAGGGUUUUUGGACAGCUAUAGAAGACGGAUUCAGGGCGUUAGACACUUACAACUAG